GCCGGACUAUGCCGCGCUUACUUGUGUUUUACUAUUCCUAAUUGUUUUUGCAGUUGGCCAUCUUAAUACAUACCACAUAUGCUAGUUUGUGAAACUAAUAAUCCGUUUACAAAGUGCUUGCACAUGCAACAAGAACACCCUUAAGCGGGAUUUUGUGUUUUUAUUUGCCGUUUUACACCUUGGAUCAAAAGGGAAGUUUGUCCGGAAUGCUUCAGGCGCCCAUACUGCGAUCUAUUUCCGGGCGCGGGCGUCGGCCCUACUCGAUUAAGCGCCGCUCAUUUUGAUCUAAAACAUGCGCGAGCUCGGCCGCGGAGGCUCGGUAGUGACGGCCACCAUCGCGACUUUGCACAGUCGUUCCGCGAGUGACGGCAAGCACAGAGCUUCCAAGCUCCGCGCUUCAAGCGUGCAGAGUUGCAAUAGUGGCCUACGGUCUGAAAGGGAGGACUUGCGACGCGUGUCGGGAUGCAGCGAGCGGCCUCUGUCGACUGCGUCGGAGGCCUCGGAGCGCGACUCUGCAUCCGUUCAAUCUAGCGAGGAGCCGCCCCCGAACGAGAGCGGCGACUCGGAUAGCCCCGACGAAGCAACAGUGAAAUGCACGGCGUGGCCGGACGGAGCGAUACCUGCGCGCGCGGAUUCCAGCGACACCGAGUCCACCUCGUCGGCCGACGAUGAUUCCGACUUACAAGAUUUCGAAGUACGAAGCGCUGAAGCUGAUUAUCGAACGCUAACACCUAGCAGGCGGCUAGACAACUCGACACGUCGAGACGAUAACUUCAAAUGGAUGCCUCCAGAAAAUAUAUCAGAUAUUGUCGAGCCGACUUCAAUGGAAUCGCGAACGGAAGAGCAGGUGUCGGGUAGCUUAGACAGGCGAAGGCGAGCUCCCGCCGACCGCAAUGACCGUGACCGUAAAACUAGGUCAUCGAUGUCCACCAAGCCGCCACAGCACCCUUCCAGCGUCCGCGCGUCCCCACGCCCGCGUCGCUCGCGCGUUGAGGAAACGCCUCCAGAGCUCCAAAGGCGAUGGAACUCUUACGAGCACUUCCGAUGGGGCCCUAGCCCUGACGGUUCGCCCGGCGGAUGGUGGCCCCCCAUGUGCUGGUGCCACGGACCACCCGCUCCGCCACCCUGCUGCAUGCACGACCGCUCUUGGCCCUCACACCCUUCUCUUCCUCCGGUACCCUCAAGGCCGUAUAAGAAUGACGCCGAAGACCGCGUACGCCGCCUCGAGGCGGACAAGGAGAGCCUACACCUGCAAGUGCAGGUGCUGUCAGAGCAGGUGUCGGCGCAGAGUGACAAGAUGGCCGACUUAGAGCGCGCCCUGCUGGACGCCCGGCAACGACUGGACGACGCCGAGCAGAGGUUGCAAAAGGAAAUGCUACAGCGUUCGUCGCUAGAGACACAGAAGUUGGAGCUACUGUCGAAGUUGAGUGAAGUCAGGCUGCAGGCGGCAGCUCGAGGCGUGCUGGAGCGGUCGCCACCGCCUGACACCACGCCCGUGGCCCGGCCAGCUCCGCCCAGGACGCCGCCAGCGAACUACGGUCGUCAGAUCGAGCGCAACACCCACGUGUACUCUUCCCUACCGCGCUCGUCCGUGCUGGCCGCGGGCUUCGGUAAACAACACACCAUGGUGGUGGCGCGCGGGCGCGGACACUCCGUGCCCAACCUAGCUGAAAAAGAGGAAGCUAUACCCCGAGGCAGCCCGUCGCCUUCUCUCCGAGACAUGCGCUCGCGGCUCGGCAGCGGCGGCGUGCGGCUCGAGGGCGACGACCUGCGCUCCUCCCUGCGCGUGCACACGCCGAGCCGCCGCCCACCCGACACCAUGCCUUGGCAAACAACGGACGUGCGGCAAUGGGACUGCGAGACGACGUGCGGCUGGCUGGAGCAGCUCGGGCUGGAGACGUACGUGCCGGCGGCGCGCGCGUGGCUCGGGCCGCUGGAGCGCGGCGCGCUGGCCGCCGCCGCGCCCGCCGCGCUGGACAAGGAGCUCGCGCUCAAACACCCCAUGCACAGGAAGAAGAUCGUGCUGGCGCUCACGGAUCUCUUGGGCGGGCACGGGGACCCGCUGCUGACGCUGGCGGGCGCGCUGGACACGGCUUGGGCGCUGCGCUGGCUGGAGGACGUGGGCGUGUGCGGCGCGCGCGCGGCCGCCGCCGACGCCGCGCUGGACGGCCGCGCGCUGCACCGCCUCACGCACGCCGAGCUGCACCAGCACCUGCGCGUCUCGCACGCGCUGCACGCGCUCGCCGUGCGCCGCGGCAUCCAAGUGCUCCGAGACAACAAGUUCAGCCCGGACACGAUGAUCCGGCGCGCGGCGGAGGGCGCCGAGCAGGAGGACAUCGCGCGCUGGUCGUCGCACCGCGUCAUGCAGUGGCUCAAGCAGAUCGACCUGGCCGAGUACGCGCCCAACCUGCGCGGCGCCGGUGUGCAUGGCGGCUUGAUGCUUCUAGAGCCCAGGUUUACGGCCGAACUGCUAGCAGCUCUACUGAACAUUCCCGCCAACAAGACUCUACUGAGGCGGCAUCUUACGCAGAGGUUCAAUGACUUACUCGGCCGUGACGUCAUUCAGCAAAAGCGGAAUGCGGAGCAAACGCUUGGCUACCAGCCUCUGACGGCUACCACUAAGUAUAAGGUACCAAAGAAGAGCCAGUUCUCCCUGAAGCGCAAGAAGAGCAAGGACGAGCUGGAGCUGGCGGACCUGGUGUGCCCGCUGCACGACGACGGCUCAGGUGACGCUCACAGCACGUCGCCAACGAUGAGAGUAAAAUCAGCGGAGGGCGUCGCGUCGGCUGUCUCUCCCCCGCGUGACCCCGCGCGCGCGCACUAGCCCUGCACGGUGCACGCACGCGGCGCAUGCGCGGUGC
Molecule: messenger RNA, 2861 nt
Organism: Cydia fagiglandana
Lineage: Eukaryota; Metazoa; Arthropoda; Insecta; Lepidoptera; Tortricidae
Gene: Liprin-beta
Product: liprin-beta-1
Exons: 13
Coding region: 293-2824 (843 amino acids)
Biological process (GO): neuromuscular junction development
Cellular component (GO): presynaptic active zone
Molecular function (GO): protein binding
Source: RefSeq, a predicted model, not a curated record